GAUAGGUAGUUGAACUGCCUGACACCAGCUGAUGAUAUAAACAACAUUGAUCAGGUGAUUAAUGUCCUGCUUAAUACGAAGACUUUUGUUGAUAAUUUUGGUCGACUUAUGUAGGUUCGAGUAUGUCUCCGGUACCUGAGCCCACACAAGGUGGGCGUGUUGGUCCAGGUGACACCGAAGACGAAGAGUUAAAUCCACCCACUGGUUUGUCUGUUGGACCUCCAUUGUCAUCCAGUGAUGAGGAACCUGAGCAAGUUGAUCUGAAUGACCCUUACCCUUCUGGAUACCAGCCUCUCUCACAGGACAAUGAUGUGGAUGAAGACCAAGAUGAUUCUGAGAUUGAUUACACUUCUCUCUCUGGCUUGAUGUCCGCUCUUGCCGCCAAUGGCCCAAAUGUUGUGCAAGAGGACGAAGAAACCAGUGAAGUCACUGGAGAACACGAGAGAAUAAGAGACAUAGGUGGCACUAGUAUGCUUUCCCAGACUGAAGCGUUGACCGAGGAGUCCGACAGACAACGACGCCAAGAAUUGAUGGAUGAGAGAGCAGCUGUGUGGAACUCUUCUCCCAUGCCAGAUCGUCUUGUACUUGAUGGUAAUAAGGUGGAGGAGAUAAAGUCUGUUAUGGCAUCUUUCAUUUUGCCCCAGUCUGCCAUUCCUGCCUGGGCUCAGAACUUAUCCGAUGAGGACUGGAAAGACCAAGUUGCUGGACUCCUAUCACGCAAGAUGUCACAGUGACUGAUUUAACAAAACCCUUAAUAAAGAUCUUAUUCUCUUAAAUGAUAUUCUGUAUAUAUUUGGUAGAAUUACCGACAAUAUGUAAAGUAAAAGGACACAAGUGCAACUAAUGUGACAUUUUAUUGUGGCAACAUUUCGCUCUCCAGGAGCUUUGACAAAGCUCCUGGAGAGUGAAACGUUGCCACAAUAAAAUGUCACAUUAGUUGCACUUGUGUCCUUUUGCUUUACAAAUGAUAUUCUGCUUAAAGUGGUAGCACUACAUGUGUUGCAGCAUUAUUUGCUAUGCUUUAAAUGUCCUAAUAUAUAAACAAAAUUCUAGGGCCAUUGUAGAGCACCACAUAUCCAAUGUGGCCAAGGAUAAGGCCUGGAAUUUUUGAAACUCCAAAUAUAGAUGAGGGAAAAAAGGUGAGUGGUGCGUUGAGGUAUAUGUGGAGUCAAAAAACGUUAUCUAUGGAGGCAAAGAAGGGAAUGUAUGAAGUAUAGUAGUACCAACACUCUUAUAUGGGUGUGAAGCUUGGGUGGUAAAUGCAGCAGCGAGGAGACGGUUGGAGGCAGUGGAGAUUUCCUGUCUAAGGGCAAUGUGUGGUGUAAAUAUUAUGCAGAAAAUUCGGAGUGUGGAAAUUAGGAAAAGGUGUGGAGUUAAUAAAAGUAUUAGUCAGAGGGCAGAAGAGGGGUUGUUGAGGUGGUUUGGUCAUUUAGAAAGAAUGGAUCAAAGUAGAAUGACAUGGAAAGCAUAUAAAUCUAUAGGGGAAGGAAGGCGGGGUAGGGGUCGUCCUCGAAAGGGUUGGAGAGAGGGGGUAAAGGAGGUUUUGUGGGCAAGGGGCUUGGACUUCCAGCAAGCGUGCGUGAGCGUGUUAGAUAGGAGUGAGUGGAGACGAAUGGUACUUGGGACUUGACGAUCUGUUGGAGUGUGAGCAGGGUAAUAUUUAGUGAAGGGAUUCAGGGAAACCGGUUAUUUUCAUAUAGUCGGACUCGAGUCCUGGAAAUGGGAAGUACAGUGCCUGCACUUUAAAGGAGGGGCUUGGGAUAUUGGCAGUUUGGAGGGAUAUGUUGUGUAUCUUUAUAUGUGUAUGCUUCUGAACUGUUGUAUUCUGAGCACCUCUGCAAAAACAGUGAUAAUGUGCGAGUGUGGUGAAAGUGUUGAAUGAUGAUGAAAGUAUUUUCUUUUUGGGGAUUUUCUUUCUUUUUUGGGUCACCCUGCCUUGGUGGGAGACGGCCGACUUGUUGAAAAAAAAAAAAAAAAAAAAAAUCAGGGAAACCGGUUAUUUUCAUAUAGUCAGACUCGAGUCCUGGAAAUGGGAAGUACAAUGCCUGCACUUUAAAGGAGGGGUUUGGGAUAUUGGCAGUUUGGAGGGAUAUGUUGUGUAUCUUUAUAUGUGUAUGCUUCUGAACUGUUGUAUUCUGAGCACCUCUGCAAAAACAGUGAUAAUGUGUGAGUGUGGUGAAAGUGUUGAUUAUUAUUAUAAUAAAAAAGAAGCGCUAAGCCACAAGGGCUAUACAGCGUGAAAGUGUUGAAUGAUGAUGAAAGUAUUUUCUUUUUGGGGAUUUUCUUUCUUUUUUGGGUCACCCUGCCUCGGUGGGAGACGGCCAACUUGUUGAAAAAAAAAAAUUAUUAUAUUUGGGAGGGAGCACUAAACCCAUAGGGGUAACAGCACCUAGGAAAUGGAAGACCACUGUAUUCAUUCCAAGGGUACAAAAAGUCCAGAUCUUUGGAUCAAGAGCCCCUCACCAGCAUCAAGAAACCUUCCUUGAGGGGCCCAAGUUAAAAGAGCAUGUAAAUGUAUUUAUACUAUACUAUAUAAAUACUGUCAAAGUAAUUUAAUGUCAUCUACUUCAGUUGAUUUACUUAUUUCCAUGUUAAUUUCUGUAUUCCAUAAGUGUAAAUUAUAGGGCAACUUUCAAGAAUUGUGAGCCACAGUAAAUAUUAUUCUGGGAUUUUUUCCUGGAUUAUUUUUUUUUUUUUGAAAAUUCAGAUUCAUUAUGUCUUACUGAGCUGAUUAUUAUAUACUAUUGUCAUAGUGUAUGUAAGAACAUUGUUCAUUGUUUUACAUUCUUCACUCCCCAUGAUUUAAUUAUUAGCUGCACUUAGGACACAGAGUUUAGCCAAACAGUAACCACUGACACUGGUGCCAGUCAGUGUUACAGUGGCACUUGUGGUUAUAACCAUCUAAAGGGUUACAAUGACCCGUGCGACUGAUAAUCUACUGUUUUUGGUAUAUACACUACUAAAGAUGUAAUAUAAUACAAAUUGUCACUUGUGUGCUACCUCUCCUGGAUCUGAUAGGGGACACUCAGUAUUUUUAUGUUUUUGUGUUAUUCUUUUAUUAAAAUUAAUUACAUUACUGUAUUUAAAGAAACAAAGCUUAAUUGAAUUAUGAAUGUAAGCUAAGCUAGACAAGGGUGUAAUUUCCACUUACCAGUUGUUUAUAUAUACUGUAUAUUGCAAAAUAUAUUUUGUAAUGGU
Cherax quadricarinatus is the source of this 3198-nucleotide messenger RNA. Its product is annotated as male-enhanced antigen 1. NCBI's taxonomy places the organism in Eukaryota, Metazoa, Arthropoda, Malacostraca, Decapoda, Parastacidae. The record is from RefSeq and is a predicted model, not a curated record. Gene Ontology annotation, biological process: spermatogenesis.